AUGAGACAACCAAAGAAGGCAAUAGGAGGUAUGGAAGGGGACGACGAGACCUCGGCGGUGGAGGCAGUGCUGGGGCUGAGCCCUCAGAUCUUCAUCAACGAGGUCCUCAACAUGGUUGACGACAUCCGCUUCCAGGCCUUCGAGUACUGCCUCCAGUUACGCCUCGGAUCCCUCUCUGUAACAGCAGCUCACUUUCCCCCGGAAGGUGCCCCUGCGGCCGUCAGCACCGCCACGGCGACCAAUCAGGCUGAGGAGCUAAAACGGGGAGUAAAUGCAAUUUGCAACUUGGUAACGGAUGUAUUGAACAAAAGAAUGAGCAAUUGGGAGAUGUAUUGCCUUCGGAAAUGUUUAACUGUACCUGAAGGAUUUGUGGCACCUGAAGAUGAUAAUUCUUCUGCAACGGUGUUGCAUAAAGAUGGGAAUUCUGAUUCGGAACUGGAUGCAGAACUUAAUUUUUUGAGAAAAAAACUGGCAGACGCUAACACGGAAUCUGAAGAACUUAGAAGAGAAAGUACUUCCUUGGAAAGGCAAGCUACAUACAAAAGUAACCUUAAUUCCUCUAUAACUGAAGUACUGAAGUUGUAUGAAGACAAAUCUGUUAAGGAGAAUAUUCAAGGUAUUGUGAAGGCAAUACCGAAGUUGCACCAGAAAAUGAAGGUUAUGAGAAGGAAAAAGGUUGAGGUUGAGGCCAUGGUGGGUCAAAAUGUUUGGAACGUCGAUUGUCUUAGAGACCAGAAGCGUUUAGCACUGGGUAGGUAA
Molecule: messenger RNA, 759 nt
Organism: Triticum turgidum subsp. durum (durum wheat)
Lineage: Eukaryota; Viridiplantae; Streptophyta; Magnoliopsida; Poales; Poaceae
Source: the annotation of a GenBank genome assembly